This is a messenger RNA of Magnolia sinica, 1047 nucleotides long. RefSeq lists its product as uncharacterized. The coding region runs from base 1 to 747 and encodes 248 amino acids. The record is from RefSeq and is a predicted model, not a curated record. The transcript has 3 exons. NCBI's taxonomy places the organism in Eukaryota, Viridiplantae, Streptophyta, Magnoliopsida, Magnoliales, Magnoliaceae.
AUGAAGGAUUUUGGAGUGUGGUUGGUUCCUCGCAGAGGCGUCUUAUGGAGGAAUCGUGAAAAUUCAGGAUUCAGGAGAUCUUCCGAUAUUUCCAGCGAUCUUGGUUGGGAUCGGACCUCCCUCUGGCAUAGGUCAGAUGGCUGGGAUGAUUUUCCUCCAUUGAUUAGUGUUGCAGGGAUGCACGUCAUCAGCAGUGCAGAAAUGAAUUACCAUCCAUUUUCCAGUCACCCAAUCCAGUUUAAUUGGGCUUGUGUCCGCGUGAAGGCUCGCCUUCAUUCUUGGUAUGUCUCAUUGUCCUUGAAUAAUUUAAUAUGUCGAGAUCUCUUUCCCAUCAUCAUUUACAUUUUUCUUCUUAAUCGAUACUUGGAAGUUAAUAUAAUCAUUUACUCUGUUUUACAAUCUUUAAAAUCUUUAUAUGUAAAUCUGUGCCUAUAUGCAUUGUCGGAGAAACUAAAAAACUUACUCAUUCUCAGAUUGCAUUGUGGAAUAUGCAUCCAUUUUUCAAAGAAAGGGCGACAUUCCAAGCACUCACACUUUCUCUCCUUGCUAGCUAAAUUGGCUGAUAAGCUAAAGAAGUCAAUGGAGGAUGAAAUUCAUUUUCUCAAGGGAAGGGUUUCAGAACUUGAAAGUGAUCUUAUGUCGAAGUCCACAGAAGUUACAUCUGCAGUUUCAAGGAAAGAAGAAGCUCUAUCUUCUGCAUUUACUGAAAUUGACCAUCUGAAGGAAGAAAAUUCUAUAAAAAUGUGAGCAUUAUUGUAUGCAUAUGGAGGGUGUUUACUGUGUUGGAGUGUAUUUGUUUCUUACACAUGAGGGCAUGCCUUAGUUGUAAUUCUUAUGAUAGGUUAAGCAAAGUGAAGUAUUGUUUAUUUAGAAAUGUGAAUGUAGGAUACAUUGUAUGAUUUGAUUGUUAUUUGUAAUAAAUGUAUCAUUUUUUUCUGAUUGCAUUUUAUGUACUAUUUUUAUCAGCAUUAAGCUUAGAUGAGUUAUCAAUCACAGCAGGUUCUUGCAAUGGAAAUAGGUUGUAUUAUUACAAUUUUUUUAAAAAUA